AUGUUUGAAGACGCAUCCAGGUUUCUCGCUCAGUCUCAAUCCCGUCUUAGUUUUGCGCCGACACCGGCAGACGACCGUCGGUCUGGCGAAGGUCGAGCAACAAGAAGACCAAACCAGACUUGGAGAUCAACAACAACUUCCAGGACGCUGAAGCCACGCGUCCCAAAUCCUUACCAGCCGACCUCCUCCCAACUCUCGGCAUUUCCCUUCGCUUCUCGCCUCAACCCACAACAAGCGCCUUUAUUCUACAGCGCUACAGACGAAUUCCGAGAAGAAAAUGACGAGGAGGAGCACGAACGGGAGAUAGCCGAUUACUAUGCCCUCCAGAGAUCGAGACGGCAAUUAGGCGCCAGCGAUCUGCAUGCUUCCGAUGUCGAUGCUGGGAGUGGCUCCAGUCUCAAUGGCGCCAGUAGUCAUGGGGAAGAUUCUCGUGAUCGAGGUCUGGGGCGACCCGGAGGUAUCAGGAGCUCAUGGCAUGGCGGCGCGCCGAACCCGCGACGGAAAGGGACAGACCUAGCGGAUCUUGCAGAAUCAGCAGAGUCGCAGCCCGAGAGUUCCAGCCCAGUAUCGGAGAGGAACCCGAUGGUCGAUGUGGGAUUAGAGGACACUUUGAGGAGCGAAUAUGACGAUGAUCCGCCCGAAGACUUGAUAGAGAACCCCCCUUCGGUCCAACAACUGCGCAAACAAACGCCUAAAGCAGAAGACGAGUACGACUCAGAGGAAUCAGAGCAGGGAAACACGCAGAGACGACUGCUGGGACAUUCGCGGAAUCACUCUGGCGGAACUGAAUCUGUACCGGAUGGCAUCCAGACACCGCAAGUUCAACAACCGAGACAUGACGCUUUCUGGGGUCAGCUUUAUCUGCUUUCGGUUGCUGCCAUGUGUGCAACCUGGUUCCUCGUCUUGCUCCACACACAAUCACCGAGCACCAACCGACCGCUUGGUGAUACCGUUUACACGACCUUGCAUGGAUCCUUUUAUCUGUUGGCGACAUAUACCCUUGUAGCGACCUUCGUUUCAUUGUUUUGGCUUGCGGCCCUCCGAUCAUACGUUCGAUAUCUGGUGUACAGCAUCUUGGUGGCGGUCCCAGUUAUCCUUUACUCUUUCUCUCUCUACCCGCUGAUUUCCAGCUUCCAAGGGUCAUGGCAUGGGUCAAGCAUCCAGGAUACCGUCAUGAGAUGGAGCUCGCUGGUCCCUGCAAUCAUGGCCACUCUGUGGGUUCUGGCGGUCUUGCGAGGACGAUUGGUCAUGCAAAAGGCAAUUUCGAUUCUAGAGUUCUCGACUCGAAUCCUGGCCGCAAAUCCGACGUUAGUACUGGUCGGAUUUGCCGUCCUGGGUUUUAUCGUCAGCUUCACAUGGAUCUGGUUGUCGAUGUUCGCCAGGGUGUUUCUUGGGGGCCACCCGUCGACUCGGUCAACGAUCAGCAAGUUUGUGAUUGACACGUCAACAUGGUGGCUCGGAGUAUACUUUAUUCUUGUGUACCUCUGGACAAUCACCAUCGCGUUUGGCAUGCAGCGUACCAUUACAUCGGCCACGGUAUCGCAGUGGUAUUUCCAUCGAUUGGCAGUACCGGCUCCAACACCUCAAGCCAUCGUGAAAGCUGCAUUUCAACACUCGGCAACGACACUCUUUGGCACCAUAGCACUCUUCACUGGCUUGAGUCUUUUGGUCCGACUACCUCUGAUCCUUCUGCCUCGGCGGUUGACGAUGCUCCUUGGAGUGGCGAUGUACUCAUUCAUCCCUAGUCCGAUUGCGGUUUUGAUAAAUCCACUCACCCUUACCUACGCUGCGAUCCAUUCGCAGCCUCUGGCUGUGAGCGCCCGAGGCCUCUCGCAGAUGCAUUUCUUAGCCCCAAACGACGCCACGACAGCCUUGUACCCAGGUACGUUCAGUCGUCGCCGGAGGAAUGACGGAUGGUCGAGUGAUUCCACACCUCUUCUUCCGUAUCGACUGGCCAAGCUCCUUCUUCAUGCGACGAGAUUUAUCAUGUGUUUAGCGCUGGGCUUCGGUGGGUGGGUCACUACAGCACGGACACUCAAGCUGGACGGGGCGGGGGUUCGCGGCAGCCUCUACGCUUACAUAGUCGGGCUUGUUGCUGGGGCCAUAGGUUGGGGUAUUCUAGGUGCCAUGGAAGGAGUCCUAGCAUGCAUUGUUGACGCAGUGGUGGUAUGCUGGGGCAGCGAAGUCGGCAGCACUGGCACUGGAGAGGUGCGGUAUUGUCGGGAGGCGGGCAAUCUGUUCCGCGACGAUGUGGACAUUAAUGGCGGCCGCAUCAAUCUGGCUUGA
This is a messenger RNA of Fonsecaea multimorphosa CBS 102226, 2286 nucleotides long. RefSeq lists its product as uncharacterized. The record is from RefSeq and is a predicted model, not a curated record. Gene Ontology annotation, molecular function: transmembrane transporter activity. The transcript has a single exon. NCBI's taxonomy places the organism in Eukaryota, Fungi, Ascomycota, Eurotiomycetes, Chaetothyriales, Herpotrichiellaceae. Bases 1 to 2286 code for a protein of 761 amino acids. Gene Ontology annotation, biological process: transmembrane transport. Gene Ontology annotation, cellular component: plasma membrane.